This is a messenger RNA of Zophobas morio, 1277 nucleotides long. RefSeq names its product vesicular integral-membrane protein VIP36. NCBI's taxonomy places the organism in Eukaryota, Metazoa, Arthropoda, Insecta, Coleoptera, Tenebrionidae. Gene Ontology annotation, cellular component: endoplasmic reticulum membrane; endoplasmic reticulum-Golgi intermediate compartment; Golgi membrane. Gene Ontology annotation, biological process: endoplasmic reticulum to Golgi vesicle-mediated transport. The transcript is spliced from 6 exons. Bases 78 to 1052 code for a protein of 324 amino acids. Gene Ontology annotation, molecular function: D-mannose binding. The record is from RefSeq and is a predicted model, not a curated record.
GUUGGUAGCAUUUCCAAAAUGUCAUUUUUGGGAUACGUCAACUACUAGUCCGGUAAAUAAGUAACUUAGAAUUGAAAAUGCUUUUCUUCGAGUUCUCCACUUUUCUCUUCCUUUUCGCCAUUUACGUAAACGCUGAAUGGAACACAAAAGACUUCAUGAAACGGGAACACAGUCUAAUCAAGCCAUAUUACGGUUCGGGUAUAGAAAUUCCAUUCUGGCAAUUCAUGGGGAGCACAAUAGUGACUCCUAACUACAUACGACUCACGCCUGAUCUCCAAAGUAAAGUAGGAGCCAUUUGGAAUUCUGUGCCCGUAAAUGUGCGUAACUGGGAGCUUCAAGUACAUUUCAAGGUGCACGGCAAGGGCAAGGACCUCUUUGGAGAUGGGUUUGUGAUUUGGUACGCCAAGGAGAGGAUGAAAGAUGGACCUGUUUUUGGAAAUAAUGAUUUUUUCCAAGGGUUAGCAAUAAUUCUAGAUACAUAUAGCAAUCAUAAUGGACCACAUAACCAUCAACAUCCGUACAUUUCGGGUAUGGUGAACAAUGGAACACUUCACUAUGACCAUGAUAGGGAUGGCACACAUACUCAAUUGGCUGGUUGUGAGGCACGGUUUAGGAAUUUGGGUUACGAUACACAUAUUGCUAUUAGAUAUGAAAAAGACGUACUGACAGUUUCGACUGAUAUUGAGAAUAAGGCGGCAUGGAAAGAUUGUUUCCAAGUUAAGGGGGUGAAACUACCCACUGGCUAUUACUUAGGGUUGUCAGCAACCACUGGUGAUUUGUCAGAUAACCAUGACAUUAUGUCAGUGAGAUUAUUCGAGUUGGAUUUGCCUGAUGAUCCUCAAGCUGAUGAAGACAGAUCAAAUAUCCUCCCUUCGGCCACUUUUUUCGAGCCCCCCCGUGAUCACGUUGAAGAUCCAAAGCCCUCCUCGCUUUCUGGGGUUAAAGUUUUUCUUUUAAUGCUUAUUGGAAGUAUAGCAAUAGUAGCCUGCGUGGUUUUGGGCAUAAUGUUCUAUCAGAAACAUCACGAGAAGAAGAUGAAGAGGUUUUAUUAAUAACUUUACAUGGGUGCUUGCUACUCUUUUCAUUUUGACUGAGUUUUUUUGUUUAUGUUUAAUAGGUUCGUGGUUUUCUUUAGUCUGUUAUUUAUUAUGGUGUAAAUACGUCAGUUUUAUGGAGAAAAUGUACAAACCAUUCAAAUGUUUAUAUUUUUUUUUGUUUAUAAUGUUACAACAAUUUACAACAUUAAUUUAAGAAAAACAUACGUAUGUAACACAUAA